AUGUUCGACUAAGAUUUCGUAUAUUAGUACAGGACCAAAAAUACCUUGAUCAAGGAAGGGUAUGCUUUUGCGAUUUCUACACAAUGGUUUAGAUAAUUUAAUAGUUUCUUAUAAAAUCCAAAUGGAGUUAAUAUUAGUAAGAUUGGAGAGAUUAACAAUACAAGCAUAUGUGAUCUUAAUCACUCCUUUUAAGCAAACGUUGAUGGAUAUUCAAUACCGUAAUAACAUAGUAUGACAUUCUCACGAAUUUAUUAAUUGAAAUCUAAUGUUAAGUAUGGUUAGGAUUACGAAAUUAUUUCAAUAGAGAUUUGGAACUAUCUCAAAUUGUAUUAUAACGCAGAUUAUGAUGUGAUUGUGUUUGUUACUCAAAUUCUCCCAAACUUAACAAAUUAUUUUACAUGUGAAAAUUUAGAUUAGGGUGUUUGCAUUUGCACUGAAGUGUUUUACCUUGUAUUGGUGGUUGUACAGCCUCAUGAUAAGGGUCUAAUGAUGGCCAUUAAAGUACCAGCUUGUCCUUGGGUCAAAUUUGAUAAAUUUAGAACGUACAUCUACGAUAUGUUAGAACAAAAAAUCAAUCCAAAAACAUUCAAUAACAAAGCGCAUAUGUAUUACAAUGGCAAAAAGGUGCCAUUCAAAGGCAAUAAGACCUUACAAGAAAUGGAAAUAAAUAAGGAAAUGCAAAUAAUGAUUUCGUGUCAAAGCCUGACUAUUGGAGAAGUAGAGGAAGAAAUAGAAACCGACGAAGACGAAGAUGAUUAAGAAACUGAAAAAAAUUUACAUACCAAGCAGGAGUUCUUAUAAAUAUUAGAAUAAGCCUUGAAUCAGCAACCGACUGAAUUGUUGACACUUAAAUCUAUCUAAGAAAUAUAGGAAUGUCUAGAGUAAAAUGAUUUCUUUUAAAUUUGAAUUUAAUUAAUAAAUAAACAUCCAUUGCAGCAUUA
This is a messenger RNA of Paramecium tetraurelia, 941 nucleotides long. RefSeq lists its product as uncharacterized. The record is from RefSeq and is a predicted model, not a curated record. Gene Ontology annotation, molecular function: cysteine-type deubiquitinase activity. NCBI's taxonomy places the organism in Eukaryota, Ciliophora, Oligohymenophorea, Peniculida, Parameciidae. The transcript is spliced from 4 exons.